AUGAUCCUAUCAAAAUCUGAAUCAGCAUGGCUUCAUCACCUUCCGCUAAGAGCCAUUCCCAUUGAAACCAUUGCCAUGAGACGACAAAGAACUUCGCUAAACCCACCACAACCAAUUGCUGAAAUUGAUCUGCAUGGAUUUACCAAAGUAGAGGCCAUUCAAAGGCUGACGAUAUUUAUGGAUGAAGUUAGCCGUCAAUCCAAGAGACCUACUCGCACUUGCUGGGUCUUGGUUAUUACUGGAAGUGGAGCCCAUAGUCCUUAUGGUCCCGUCCUUCGAACGGCAGUAGAGGGAUUGCUUCAGAAACGUCAGAUGGAGUAUGUUCCACAAAGAGGCAAGGGAGGAUUCAUCGUCAAUGCCCAUUCCGGAAUUGUCUUUUUCGAACCAGAACAACCAACGGAUAGCAAAGUUGUUACUUCCCAUCAAAAUCCAAGUCUAUCGUAUGCAUCCAUCUUGGACAAGCAUCGAGAUCGAGUGCGGGCUCCUCCUUCUGAUGUACAGUCGGAACCCUUGCCGUUUGAGGUUGCGGCUACGGAUUCAGCAAUAGAAGAAAGUCGGAUAGAGGCGCAACGGGCACUAGGUAGAGAAGAAAAAGAAAAACAUCUUUUGAAAAAGGCUUUGUCUAUGUCGGCUUUGGAACAAGAGCAAGAACAAGAAGAGGAAACCAAACUAUUGAAAAAAGCCCUGUCGCUAUCCAUGGCGGAAGCGACACCGGAGCCUAAUGAGAAUGAAGAAGAAGAACUCCAGGAAGCACUACUGGUAAGCCAACAGGAGGAGGAAGAAAAACGCAGGGAACAGCAACGGGAAGAGGAUCUUUUGCUUCAGCGCGCUCUCUCCAUGUCCGUUCUGGAAAAGCGACAAGAACUACACGAUGAAGACGAAUUGCUCCAAAAGGCCCUUUCGCUUUCGAAACUCGAAGUCAAUAGUAGUGCUGACCGAGAAAUAAAAGCGGCGUUGGAAGCAUCCGUGGGGGAUUUCAGCGCUGCUUUCCUGAAUUAUGGUGUACCUCAAAAGAAUUCUGACAUUACAGGAAUAAUAUCCUUCGAGAUGGAUGAAAGGAUAUAUGAUCAAAUGCCACAAGAUGUGAGGAACCAUCGUCCUUGCCGAUAA
Messenger RNA from Cylindrotheca closterium, 1110 nucleotides. Lineage: Eukaryota; Bacillariophyta; Bacillariophyceae; Bacillariales; Bacillariaceae. The record is from the annotation of a GenBank genome assembly.